GUUCAUGUUAUAAUUGAGCCAGUCGGCACUCCCUGCGUGGAGUUUGCAUGUUCUCCCUGUGUUUGCGUGGGUUUUCUCCGGGUCCUCCGGUUUCCUCCCACAGUCUAAAAACAUGUACAUAAGUAAAUCGUAAUACAGUCACAAGCACUUAACGUAUACAUAGCAAAAGGGGGCACUCAAGAAACACCUGAUCUCGUAUCCCUCCUAAUGCUCAUUGACCAGGCGGGAACCUCGGGCUCAUCUAUCUCCGAGCUCAGGGUUCUCUCCCGGGACAGCAUGCCAAACCUGCUAUCAUAGUCGAGCAUUAUCUAAGUGUGAACUCUUGAAACCCCUUUAGAACAGGCCUGAAUUUAGGACAAUUGACCACCUUCGCCUCACAUUUGUCUGUCAGUGAUGAUCUAAUCACCGCCAUAUUAUUUUCUUCAGAAAUAGGUCAGGAGGUCUGGUUUGACUUCCGUCCUCUUCGGCGUUGGAGUUAUGCACGGUUGCUGUCAUUACACAGAGAGGCUUAGGGAUCUGUCAGAGACGUUAAGAGAGCUGGUGUGGCUUCGUUCUGCCUAACAACAGGAAGUACACUUUUUUUUUUUGCACAGGAUGUGGUUUCAGACAUGCAAGUGUAGGAGGAAGAGGGGAGGGCUGGGAGAGAGUGCACAUCUACAUUUUGCUCUUUGAAAAGUUGGAACAGGUGCUUUUAAGAUUUAUGGUCUGAUUUUUAUUGUCAGACUUUUUUAUUUAUCGUCAUUUCUUGUCGUAUAAGAACGUCUGAAGAUGCUAUGAGAGAGGAAAAGAUGGAGCCUGAAGAGACGGAGGUUGAUUCAUCACCUUCCUGGUCUCCUAUAAGUAGAGAUAGACUCCUCACAUGUGCCAACUUGUCAGAUUUUGCCGGGAAGAAAAGAAAACAAGACCCAAGUAGUGAUGCUGAGAAUUCAGCCCGAAUCUUGGAAGACUGUGAAGAAGAUGACUUUCCCAUCAGCGACCACAUGCAAGAUUCUGAGGGUCCAUGUAAUAAAAGAGUUAAGCCAGUGGAUAAAGGUGCUUCAGUCACUGGGAUCAUAACCCCAGUGAAGACCCCAGCUCUCAAACGCUUGGGCCAGUCCAUACAGCGUUCUAUCAGUUUCCGGACAGAGGCCCGGCCAUUGCCUCCAAUGCCAAUGAGAUCCCGUCAAAAGGCUUCUUCAUUCCCUCGGCGGCGGAGCAGUCAGCUGUGGAGUGACACGGUGGACAACAUGAGCCAUGAGCUCAGCACUAAAGAGAUCAAACGACAAGAGGUAAUCUACGAAUUAACCCAGGGUGAGAAACAGCUCAUAGAGGAUCUAAGCCUCGUAAAAAAGGUGUACUAUGAGCCUAUGCUGAAGUUAGACAUCAUGACAGAAAGUGAGCUGGGACAGAUAUUCGGGACCCUUGAUUCUUUAAUUCCCCUUCAUGAAGAUCUUUUAGCACGUCUUGAAGGUCUUCGUGGAGCUGAGAAGACUGUUCAAGAAGUCGGGCCAACCAUGAUGGAUUGGUUUCCCUGUCUGGAGGCGUAUAUCACAUACUGCUGUAACCAGGUUGGGGCAAAAGCUCUGCUCGAUCAGAAGAAGCAGGAAAGACGGGUUGAGGAGUUCUUGCGGCUAUGCCAGGAGUCAUCCUUCAGCAGAAAGCUGGACCUGUGGAACUUUCUGGACUUGCCUCGCAGCAGGCUGGUGAAGUAUCCUCUGUUGCUGAAAGAGAUUCAGAAGAGCACUCCACUUGAUCAUCCGGAUGAGGAGGCACUGCCACAGGCUAUGAAACUAAUCCAAAGGAUUAUAACAGAAGUAAAUCUUAAAACCGGAGAGGCUGAGUGUCAGUUUUACAGACGGGGGCUUUGCUACGCAGAAGACAGCCAGAGGGUUGCAGAAAUCCAGGCCUCUCGUUUUUUAUACUGUCACGGUGAACUGAAGAGUACCAAAGGACAGAAACUGCACGUGUUCCUCUUUGAGCUGGUGCUGGUUUUGACCCGGCCAGGGGCACAGGACAGGGAAGGACCAGUCCAGUUUCAGGUGUAUCGUCAGCCCAUGCCAGCUGCUCAUCUGCAUCUGGAGGACCUGCCUGAUGGAGAGCCAAGCAGUUCAGGGUCCUUUCGGGGAGCCUUUACGGGCAAUGAUAAAGUCAAGAACUGUUUCCGUGUCAGCACCACAGGACGCUCCAAAUCUCAAUCCCACAGCCUGCAGGCUAAUGACUCCUUCAAUAAGCAGCAAUGGAUUUCAUGUCUGCGGCAAGCAAUGGUCCAGUCACGGGACAGACAGGCUCAAAGCAGUCCCUGCAAUCCAAAUGAGCGUUUAAGCCCUGAGCCGGCACUCUAUAACAACAUCGCUGAACUCAACAUUAACUCUGAUGUGGAGAUGCCCGACACAUAGACCAAGGCUUCUGCUGCUCUCCAGUUUAUUCAUUUUUCCACAAACACUUCCAGUGUGAUUGUGACCGUGACAGCCGACCUUCUCGGGACGAAUGAAAUCACGCAGUUGCUGUUUCACACCCAGUCCCGAAACUGUGAGAAUAGCAUCAUGUAGCUAUAUUUGUAUACUUCAUAUUUGGAUGUUUUUUGCUGUGGAGUGUCAAAUUGGAAGGAAUAUUUUUUCUAUUAGAUUUAUGCUUCUUGCUUUAAGCGAUUUAUUUUUUUAGGUGUGAUAUUGGUUGAAUGGUUAAUGGCAUAUGUGAAUAUCUCUUUGAAUAAUGCAUCAUUCCUUGCCAUCUCAUCUGGUGGGUACAGAAACAACAAUAUUUGUGCAAUCUGAACGGUAACUAAAGUUAUAUGCAGCCAGGCUUUUUGUUAUUGCACUUUGGCGGCGUUAGGGCUAAUAUUAUUGCUUUUAUUGAUAUUAGCUGAAUGUAUUGAUAUUAGCUGAAUUAGCUUAUUUCACCAUUUCUCUUAAUUUAAAGGAACCCUGAGCCAUUUACAAAAAAGGGAUUUGUUCCCACUUUCCUGUCAGUACAUAAUCGUUACCGUUUUGUAUCAAUAAACUGACAACUUCCUUAAAUAUGGACCGGUUUAAUUAUUAUUUUUUUAAAUACACAGUUUACACGAUUUUUGUAAAUGACACAGUUUACAUUUAAAUGUAAUAUGCACCGUUAUUUUACUUUAGGACAGUUAUGCGGUAUGUUGCUGUAUUUUAAAGUUGUAGUGUGAAAAUUACUGUAUUUUACAGUAUAGAUAAACAAUACUGUGAAUACACGUACAGCAAGAUAAAUGGUGCUGUUAUAGUAAAUACAGUAUUUUUGCUGUAAUUUAUUUACAGUAAUUUACUGGCAAAGUGUCACCAUUAAGUUAUUGUAGAUUCUACAGGAAUUUGUUAACAGUGUACUUCUCAUCACAUGUUUAUUUUGGACAGUCAUGUUCUAUAUAUAUAUGUGCAUACUUUCUACAUUCCACUGGCUUUUCCCAAUAGUAGGCAAAUGCAUGUUGUCAUAUUACAUUAAAUAAAAUACAUAUAUGGUUUAAAUCUUA
Danio aesculapii is the source of this 3463-nucleotide messenger RNA. RefSeq names its product Rho guanine nucleotide exchange factor (GEF) 3, like (gene arhgef3l). Gene Ontology annotation, molecular function: guanyl-nucleotide exchange factor activity. NCBI's taxonomy places the organism in Eukaryota, Metazoa, Chordata, Actinopteri, Cypriniformes, Danionidae. Bases 774 to 2375 code for a protein of 533 amino acids. The transcript is spliced from 13 exons. The record is from RefSeq and is a predicted model, not a curated record. Gene Ontology annotation, biological process: positive regulation of Rho protein signal transduction; intracellular signal transduction.